GUUUGCGUCUAUGGCUCCCCCUGGAAUAGGUGGAUUAAUGGUACGGUCCAGAGCGGCUCCGCUCAGCUCUGCUCGGAGUCUGGAGGUGCUCCGGCAGUCUGUCUGGUUUUUAGGAGAAAGAGGAGGCAAAGUCGGCUCAGCCACAGCAUCACCCGUUUUGUUUCCACGCUCGUCAUGACCAUGUACAAAGGCAGGCGUCGCAAUCACAGAUAUAUCAACAUGGCUGGAGAGCCCAAACCGUACAGGCCUAAGAUGGGCUCCAAGAGGCCUCUCUCAUCCCUCUACAGUGGCUAUGAAUUUGACUACGACUACUACAGAGAUGACUUCUACAGUAGACUGUUUGAGUACCACGGCCGCGUUGUGCCUCCGACCCGAGCUGUGAUCCCCAUCAAACGCUCACGACUAGUUGUCCCAACCACACGCAGAGCCAAAUCCUCUUUUCCAGUCAGGGCUUGCUCUUCCUCUUCCUCCUCCUCUUCCUCCUCCCGAGCACUCAAUGUCGGCUCUUCCAUCACUGGCCCUAAACUGAAGACAGAUCAGCUUCUAACAAUCAAAAAGGAACUGUCGCAAAUCAAAACCAAGAUCGACUCACUGCUGGGAAGGCUUGAGAAGAUAGAGAGGCAACAUCGCUCUGACGCCGAGAUGCAGAGGAAGCAGGAGGAGGUGUGCGAGUGUCUCCAUGGUGAUGCAGCAGACCACUCUGGGGGGGAAGAAGUGGAGGGGACGGCUGAGGUUGAGGCAGGGGAGAUGACAGACGGUGGUGAAGACGACUUUGAAGAUGAAGGCACAAGCGACAUGAUAGAGAACCACAUAUCGGACAUUGACAACUGAGUAAGUUGGGGAAUAAUGAAGCUUGCAUUACAGAAGAUGGGAGGACAGAUACCAGCAAAAUCUUCUUGAUCAAGGAGGUGCAUUUGACAUUAAAGGAAAGGAAGUGACAGACAGCAGUGGAAGAGUGUGUCAGACUUGUAUUUUGCUUGUUUGCCUCAUUAGAACAUGCCACUGCUGAUGCAUACGUCAUCAAAAUCCUGGGUAUGAAUAUUCUCCAGACGACUGCAAGAUCUUCGCAACCAGCAGUCAGUCAUUUCCCCUCGGACUGAUUGCUGUUCUGAAAAAUACAGACAAUACAGUAUAUUGUGUGCUUAUUAUAUUGUGGUCUGUAUUGUGUAUAAAAAUACAGUUAUGUGAUCUACCAGAAGAAAAUUUGUCUUUU
This is a messenger RNA of Pundamilia nyererei, 1213 nucleotides long. Its product is annotated as RNA-binding Raly-like protein. The record is from RefSeq and is a predicted model, not a curated record. Gene Ontology annotation, cellular component: nucleus. The coding region runs from base 175 to 831 and encodes 218 amino acids. The transcript has 8 exons. Lineage: Eukaryota; Metazoa; Chordata; Actinopteri; Cichliformes; Cichlidae. Gene Ontology annotation, molecular function: RNA binding.